This is a messenger RNA of Suillus discolor, 745 nucleotides long. RefSeq lists its product as uncharacterized. The coding region runs from base 53 to 652 and encodes 199 amino acids. The record is from RefSeq and is a predicted model, not a curated record. The transcript is spliced from 4 exons. NCBI's taxonomy places the organism in Eukaryota, Fungi, Basidiomycota, Agaricomycetes, Boletales, Suillaceae.
UACGCAAGGACUGUUGUAAAGACCAUCUAUCCCCAAAGCUUCACUCGCAUCUAUGUCUAUCCCAACUAGCGAACUCGUCAUUUUUGACACUACAGAAGCAGUUCGUAAGGACCGCUCAAUUUUGAAACCUGCAUUCGAGCUAGUUUCAAAGGCUAAUGGCAUCCAGAUGCCUGCCUACGUUGGAAUCCAGAUCGAGAAUGCUGCUAAAGGCUAUGUCUUCAUGAACUGGGAUAGCCUAGCACACCAUAAGACGAUGCUGGCGUCCCCCUCGUACCCAAACCUGCUCGAAGCUCUGAAACCCGCAUAUGGGGGCUGGUCGAAGAUGUACCAUGUGAUUUUUAAUGCUCAACCCGUCGCAGUCAAGCAGCCUGUCACGGAAGUUCUCCUCCUCACCAUCAAGAACCCCAGUAACCGCACAGAGGUGUUUGAUAUCCUCACCAAGUUCUCGGACUCGACUAAGAAGAUGGUCGUGUUUGGUCCUACGCUGGAAGAUAAGAAUGUGAUUAUUCUCGUUGGUGGUUGGCGGAGCGUUGAGGCUCAUUGGCAAGCGGUCGCUAAACCUGAGACGAAAGCUGCGCUUGAACGAUUGUACACUCUCGCCAACAAGGACCAUCUAUUCCACACCAGCUUCACCUCUUUCACGGGAAAGUAGUGUUUGUCUCUUAAGGAUACCUAAGUCGAAUUCAAAGCAUGUAAUUCUAUAUUAUAAGUUUCGGUAUCACAAACUUGUCAUGGUGAGACAUCA